Trichoderma breve is the source of this 2370-nucleotide messenger RNA. RefSeq names its product fungal specific transcription factor domain-containing protein. Gene Ontology annotation, biological process: DNA-templated transcription; regulation of DNA-templated transcription. The transcript has 4 exons. Gene Ontology annotation, molecular function: DNA-binding transcription factor activity, RNA polymerase II-specific; zinc ion binding; DNA binding. The coding region runs from base 1 to 2370 and encodes 789 amino acids. The record is from RefSeq and is a predicted model, not a curated record. NCBI's taxonomy places the organism in Eukaryota, Fungi, Ascomycota, Sordariomycetes, Hypocreales, Hypocreaceae.
AUGGAGGGCAUGGAUCUGACUGCCGCCUCUUCCUCGGCCGGCUCGACGCCUGCUGCACAGACUAAGAAAAAGUCUCGUCGAGGAACCGAUCCGACCAACCAGAAGCGAAGAUGCAUCAGCACCGCCUGCGUCGCUUGUAGGCGACGCAAAUCGAAAUGCGAUGGCCAACUACCCAGCUGCGCCGCUUGCUCCAGCGUCUAUGGCACUGAGUGUAUCUACAACCCAAACUCAGAUCACCGCCGCAAGGGAGUGUAUCGAGAAAAGGUGGACAGCAUGAAAGCCCAGAGCUCGACGCUGCAAAUCAUUGUCGAGGCCAUUUUGAAUGCCACCGAAGAAGAGGUGCCAGCCGUCGUAAACAAAAUCCGAACAUGCGACAAUCUCGACACGGUAGCCCAGGAGCUCUUAAAAAUGGGUGAAGAGGAACCCAAGGAAGAAGAAUUUGAGGAGAAUUUGGACGAAGGAUCCAUGGCUUUCCUACCCAUCUCAGGAGAACAAGAGCUCGCUGGCAAGAUGGGAGAGCUGCGGCUCGAAAAUGGCUCAGUACGCUUCAUUGGCGGCACCUCUCAUCUCAUCUAUCUAGGAGAUCCUCACCACGGUGGCAUUGAUUACGAUUCACCUUCUGAGCCCGGCAUCUGCGAAAACCCCAUCACGUCAUGGACCCGAGUGACCACCGACCCACGACUCAUCAUGCAUCUUAUGAAUAUGUACUUUAAUUAUCACUACCCAUACUUCACCACACUCUCACGCAAGCUAUUUUGGCGUGACUUCAUGAGGGUAAACGCAAUGUUGGCGCUCGGCUGCCACUUCACCGAUAUCCCAGGUGCUUUUGGCAUCCCCGGCGACAGCAGGACCAAAGGAGACCAUUUCUUUGCUGAGGCCAAGCGACUCAUCGUCGAUAAUGAUGAAUAUGAGAAGCCGCGGCUUGUGACCGUGCAAGCUUUGGCACUCAUGUCUGUGAGAGAAGCGGGCUGCGCAAGAGAAGCCAAGGGCUGGGUCUAUAGCGGCAUGAGCUUCCGAAUGGCCCUCGACAUCGGCCUCAACCUUGAAGUAGAGGGCUUGGAUAAGGAGCACAUGUCGGAGGAAGAAAUAGAUGCCCGGCGCAUCACCUUUUGGGGGUGUUUCCUAUUCGACAAAACCUGGUCCAACUACCUGGGCCGGCUGCCACAGCUCCCAAGGAACUCCUUUACCGUUUCCAAAAUUGACGUCUUCCCUGACGAAGAUGCGGCGCUGUGGGCGCCUUUUACAGAUAAAGGGUUCGACGAGUCUCUUGCUCAGCCCUCGAGGACACGCGCGGUUGCUCUCCAUUUGUCCAAGCUAUGUGAAAUCAGCAGCGACAUACUCGUCUUCUUCUACCACCCAAGCCACAUAAAGAGGGCUAGCAGCAAAUCUCUUGAGCUGAAGAAGCUCGGCGAGCUCCACCAACGACUUGAGGAAUGGCGGAAGAACCUGCCCAAGGAGUUUGAACCAAAAGAAGGCUUGCUGCCAAACGUGAUAUUGAUGCUCUCAUUCUUCCACCUUCAAUACAUUCAUCUCUUCAGACCAUUCUUAAAAUACGCCCCAGCCUCAUCACCUCUGCCAUCACAUAUAUCACCAAGGCGAAUAUGCACUGCAAAUGCCGGUGCGAUUUCCAAGCUGAUGAGACUAUAUAAAAAGUCUUGGAAUCUCCGACAGAUAUGCAACAUUGCAGUUUACAUGAUACACAGCGCAUGUACAGUCCAUCUACUCAAUCUUCCCGAAAAGACAGCGAAGCGAGAUUUGACCCAUGGUCUAAGGCAUCUGGAAGAGAUUGCCGAGGAUUGGCUCUGCGCGAGACGGACGCUAAGCAUUCUCAGUGUCUUGGCAAGAAAAUGGAAAUGCGAACUACCAGAAGAUGCCGACAUAAUUCUCAAACGAACAGAUGAGAGAUUUGAAUACUAUAGCACGUCCGAAGUUCCCUCUCCUGGAUCGAGCAACUUGGCUCCCAUCUCGCCGGGGACCUCAGAGGAAGGGGCAGCGCAAGCUCCCAGGCUCGAGUAUGGGCUUACGAGGCACCCAACUUCAGAGCCUAUAGCUCAGCCGGCAGUACAGACGUCUAUCGAGGAGCGGCUGACGAUGGACUCACCCAUGUCCCUGGGCAACAAUAACCCGCUUCCGGAUCAGCGAGGCAACAUGGACAGUCGCGAGUGGCUGUUGAGUGACUCGGCGCGGCUACACCAGAGCUUUGGAAGCUGGGAUAUGAGACAGCAGGCAGGACCUGGAAACCAAAUCUUUAUGUUUAAUAAUGGUCGGGGAGAUGGUGUAGGGGUUGAGAAUCCGGAUUUGAGCUCCUUUGACUCACUUACUGAGUCUCUGACGACGCUUAAUGCGUGGUUGCCGUCUGGACUGGAGUAG